CAACAGGCUGGCACUUGCAUUCUUUACGCUUGCCAGAGACUGUGGUAUGGCAUAUAGAGUUGGGAUAAAGUAGGUGAACAUGGCUCUUCAAGUAACGGUAACAAAUGCUACCAAUCUGCCAAACAUCGAGAAGUUUGGAAAAAUAGAUCCACAGGCAACGAUCGUCUUCCAAGGUUCAAAAAAGAGAACAGAGGUAAUCAAAGAGGAAUUGAACCCGGUGUGGAACCAGAAAUUUGAAUGGGAUUUAGGCGGAAAACCACUGGAAAGCCACGAUGAGAUCGAGGUUUACGUUAAAGACUGGGAAAGAGUCGGAAGAAACAGAUUAUUGGGAACUGCUCGAGUACCGCUGAAAGAUUUAAUGAAAUCCAAGAGUCAUGCAACACACUGUAAUGUCAACUUAGUUGAUGGAAGCAAAAGAGCAACUCAGGCAUAUAUUACACUGCAUUUGAAAUAUGAACCCCCCAAGAAAGCAGGUUCUGGAGACAGUGGUGCUGAUGAAGGUGAGAUAUACUAAUGUGCAGUAU
This is a messenger RNA of Saccoglossus kowalevskii, 524 nucleotides long. RefSeq names its product dysferlin-like. The record is from RefSeq and is a predicted model, not a curated record. NCBI's taxonomy places the organism in Eukaryota, Metazoa, Hemichordata, Enteropneusta, Harrimaniidae. Gene Ontology annotation, cellular component: membrane. Gene Ontology annotation, biological process: membrane fusion; plasma membrane organization.